UUGGACAAGGAUGAACGCCAACUUCCAAGAUGGCAGCGGAGGGAGGAGGGAAGGAGACGAACGAAAUUAAAACUCAGUUUACCACCCGGGAAGGCGUCUACAAGCUCCUCACGCACUCCGAGUACAGCCGCCCGAACCGGGUGCCCUUCAACUCGCAGGGCUCCAACCCCGUCAAGGUCUCCUUCGUCAACGUAAACGACCAGUCCGGAAACGGGGACAGGAUCUGUUUUAAUGUGGGCCGGGAACUGUACUUUUACAUCUACAAAGGCGUGAGGAAGGCUGCUGAUCUGAGUAAGCCCAUAGACAAGAGGAUCUACAAAGGCACACAGCCUACAUGUCAUGACUUCAACCCCCUCACAGCGACAGCAGAGAGCGUCUCCCUGCUGGUGGGCUUCUCAGCAGGCCAGGUGCAACUUAUAGACCCAAUCAAGAAGGAAACCAGCAAGCUCUUCAAUGAGGAGAGACUUAUUGACAAAUCAAGAGUAACGUGUGUACGAUGGGUUCCAGGUUCCGAGAACCUGUUUCUGGUGGCCCACUCCAGUGGCAGCAUGUACUUGUACAACAUGGAAAACACCUGCGGCACCACGGCACCUCACUACCAGCUCCUCAAGCAGGGUGAAAACUAUGCUGUGCACACUUGCAAGAGCAAGUCUGCUCGUAACCCGCUGCUGCGUUGGACCGUGGGCGAAGGGGCGCUCAACGAGUUUGCCUUCUCCCCAGAUGGCAAGUUUCUGGCCUGUGCAAGCCAAGAUGGCUUUCUGCGAGUGUUCGGCUUUGAUGCUGCAGAGCUCCACGGAACGAUGAAGAGCUACUUUGGUGGCUUACUGUGUGUGUGCUGGAGCCCUGAUGGGCAGUAUAUUGUGGCAGGAGGGGAGGACGACUUAGUGACUGUGUGGUCAUUCUUGGAUUGCAAAGUAAUUGCACGGGGACAUGGUCAUAAGUCGUGGGUGAGCGUGGUGGCGUUUGACCACUGCACUACCAGUGUUGAGGAUGGAGAUCCGCCUGCUGAGUUCAGUGGGAGUGAUGAGGACUUCCAUGAGCAGAUUCAUUUUGGGGCAGGCAGAGAAAGAGCCAACAGCUCUCACUCUCGGCUCUCUAAAAGAAACUCUACGGACAGUAGGCCUGUCAGUGUGACCUACAGGUUUGGCUCAGUGGGGCAGGAUACUCAGCUAUGCCUGUGGGAUCUAACAGAAGACAUUCUUUUCCCACACCUCCCUUUGUCUCGCACGAGGACUCACACUAAUGUUAUGAAUGCCUCAAGCUCUCCAGCCACUGAACAAACAAUAACUACUGUAUCAAUCACCACAACCACCACCAAUUCAAGCGGCACCAACGGCAAAGACAACGUGAGCAAUAGUAGCUGCAGCGGCAACCCAGCUAACUCCCUCCCUGGCACUCUGCCUCGGUCCAAUAGCUUGCCUCACUCGUCCAACCCGGCAGGGGGCAGCACACCCAACAGCCACACGGGCAGCAGCUGCAGCAGCAGCGGCAGCAGCACCAAGGGGAUCCACAUCAUGGACGGCGCUUUCAUCGCCAACAGCGUCAGCAAGUUCGCAUCGCUGUCUUUGCACGACUCGCGGAAGGAGCGCCACGAGAAGGACCACAAGCGGAACUUCAGUUUGGGUCAGAUCAGCAACAAGAGCAGCGACAAGCUCAACCAGCUCAGCUCUUCACGAACGGCGAAAGCAGAGGCAGCUAAGACUCUGGGUACGACACAGUGCCCUCGCAUGGAGGAAGUGCCGCUUUUAGAACCACUGGUGUGCAAGAAGAUUGCUCACGAGAGACUCACUGUGUUAAUCUUCCUGGAGGACUGUCUGGUAACAGCUUGUCAGGAGGGUUUUGUUUGCACAUGGGCCAGGCCUGGGAAAGUGGGAUUACUGUCCUCUCAAAACAACCCAGCCAACUCCCCGAGUGGAACAGUAGUAUAGCCCCAGCGCAUGUGCUGCUGCUGAUGAGCGCUCCCAGCAUCAGAGACGAGGACGAUCAAGACCCCGCAGUGCUUCUCUUCACACACUGUAACACAGCACAUGACCUCCAGUGUCACAGGCGAUCUCAUCACUACAGACACACAUUUGUCUUCAUGUUGUUCCAUGGUUUUAAGAAGGCCGAUUCCGACCGAGCCAGGAUUUGAAACAAGUCCUCUUCUCGAGGAGGAGGGUUCAAAAGGUGCCGCUGGAGGAUAGAAGGUGCAUGUUAAACCUUCCAAGUCUUUGGGAGUGUUUGACUGGCGCACUUACAAUUUUUUUUUUUUUUUUGUCAUAUCAAAUUGUGUCUAGUCUGACGUGAACAAACUCUCUUACCCAAUCUCUUGUGCCUGUAGAUCUAUAAAGACUAGACACAUUUGUUGAUGCCUCUACUUAACCCACUGUUUGUGUUUGCUUCUUUGUGUUGAAUGAAGGGGAUGUACAACGGAGCUUUAGGGCCACGCAAAAAAAAAUAAAUUAAAAGCC
Nematolebias whitei (Rio pearlfish) is the source of this 2450-nucleotide messenger RNA. RefSeq names its product WD repeat domain 20b (gene wdr20b). Gene Ontology annotation, molecular function: protein binding. Lineage: Eukaryota; Metazoa; Chordata; Actinopteri; Cyprinodontiformes; Rivulidae. The transcript is spliced from 4 exons. The record is from RefSeq and is a predicted model, not a curated record. The coding region runs from base 30 to 1928 and encodes 632 amino acids.